GCGAGCAGAAGCAGUGUGAGGGAGCGUUUCCCCUGGGCUGGCAGCGCCCAGCUCUCCCUCUAUUCACUUGUUCCGCUCCCGCAGCGCAACUUAUGGCUCUGGGGCAGUCAGGGCUGGACUUGCCCAUGGGGGCAGCGGGGGCUUAGAGGCAACUCCGCCGGUAGAUGAGACUUGUAGCGAGAUUGUCGCACUCGGCUUGUCAUUUGGGACACGCUUUCUGCUGGCAGGUUCCGACUUAGUCGCAGCCGCAGCUCCCUGACAUGCCCAUUCGCAAGAAACCGACCUCCUGGCAGGAGGAUGUAGCCAGGGGCUUCUCCAGGUUCUUCUCUAGGUCUUCAUCUCAGGAAAGAGAGGAGGAGGCUGAGAAAACUUCUGGAGAUGAGCAGGAGCAGGCAGAUUCCACCUUAUCCAGGUUCUUCUCCAGAGCAUCAUCUUCUCAAGAGAAGGACAAGAAGUUGGCCAAUGAGAAGUCAGCAUUAGAGGAAAGUACAGAGGGGCAUCAGAGCCCAUCCAGGUUCUUCUCCAGAGCAUCAUCUACUCAAGAGAAGGACAAGAAGUUGGCCAAUGAGAAGUCAGCAUUAGAGGAAAGUACAGAGGGGCACCAGAGCCCAUCCAGGUUCUUCUCCAGAGCAUCAUCUACUCAAGAGAAGGACAAGAAAUUGGCCAAUGAGAAGUCAGCAUUAGAGGAAAGUACAGAGGGGCAUCAGAGCCCAUCCAGGUUCUUCUCCAGAGCAUCAUCUACUCAAGAGAAGGACAAGAAGUUGGCCAAUGAGAAGUCAGCAUUAGAGGAAAGUACAGAGGGGCAUCAGAGCCCAUCCAGGUUCUUCUCCAGAGCAUCAUCUACUCAAGAGAAGGACAAGAAGUUGGCCAAUGAGAAGUCUGCAUUAGAGGAAAGUACAGAGGGGCACCAGAGCCCAUCCAGGUUCUUCUUCAGAGGUACAACUCCUGACAAGGAGGCCAAGGACAAAUCAUUUACCCCAGAGGAGCAGGAGAAGGGUCUGAACCUGUCUAAACUCUUCUACAGAGGGACACCCCAGGGCAGCAACAAUGUAUCCAAUACUGAGGAACCGGACUCCUUCAGCUCUAUGGCAAGCCGUCUCUCUGUGACAUUCUCCCAGGAAGAUGAAAGUGGCACAGUCAAGAGCAAAACAUCCAAAAUCAACCUCAGCAGCCAAGAAGAUAAGAGCCCCAUCACAGUGAGGGAUAACAAAGAGCAUUUGCCACACCCAGAAGCAGAUCAGAAUAAAGAAGAGGAAAGCAGGACUGAUUGGAACCAUGAUGCCAAAUCUCUCAGUCAGGAGAAACAACCAAAGGAGAAGAUCCGUGAGUUCUUUGGACAACUCUUCAGCUUUACCUCAAAAUCUCCAGUGGCGAGUCCCAAGCAGACCCCUGGGAACCAAGAACCUUGCAGGGAAAGCCAAGAUGAGCCAGUUAGGCAGAACUUGGAAGAAGAGUUUGUUGGGGUGGAACAACGAUUCCAGGAACCUGAUCCAAUUGCUCAGGCCACUCAGGCCACAGAAGAUGGACCUGCUAGUAGAGAAAUAGACCUUGGUGCCAGUGACAAUAAGCAGACAGCGGAAGUUUUAUCCCAAGAACAGGAGGAAAGUCCUGCACCUUCUCCAAUACCAAAUACUUCUAAUCUGGAACCACCAUCUAUAACUUAUGGCACCUACCGAGGGUCCAAAAAAAUAAGAAAACUUCUCAGAAGAAGGGCGGAUGUCAACUCUCCAAUCCUUGAGAAGGAAGAGGUCCCUGACACAGAGACAACAACCACCUUGCUCGAUUACAGUACUGAUAGUGACAUUACCCCAUAUCCUACAUCACAUCCUGAUGUAAAACUCCAUGGAGGGCCUAAUGAGGAAACUUCUGAAAACAGUAACAAACUGCCACCUAAUCUAGAGAGAAACACAAAGUCCGAAGAAUCUUUUCAACUAGAAACCCAUCACUAUUCAUAUAAAAAACAUUCAGAUGAUGUGCCAAAAGAUACACUUUGUAACUCAGAAACUGUAACACUUAUAGAGCAUGGGGCAAGUGAAAGAACCAUCUCACAGGGCCUAGAGCCAGACGGAGACGACAGUUUAAUGAUCCCAGAUAAUAUACAAAAUUCAGGCGUUAUUAAGGAUUUGCAACCAGAUAUGGCCAUCAUUAAUAAUAAUAAUAAAAACAGCUUUGAAGCAAAUAAUGUUGAAGCUCUUCAGAAUGAAACACAGCCUCAGGUAGAAAUAGCUGCAGAUGCAGAUAAAAAGUCAAAGACAAUAACAGUUUUGCAACAUGAUGCAGGUGAAAUAUCAAACAUCACAAAUGUUCUGCAACCAGAUGAAGUCAACUUCUCAAAGACUAGCGGUAUCUCACUGUCACUUACCGACAAUAACUCAAAUAUAAUAAGUAACCUAGAGACUGUAAAUAAAUCAGAUAUUACAAAACCUCUGCACGAAUUUACAUCCAUCACAUCAAUAUAUCAAACAGAUUUGCAGUCAGAUAAAGAAGAGAACUGGAAUGCCCCCUUAGAACCAAAGGUAGACACAGAAAAAGAUUCUGAGAUUGCAGCAGGAUUACAAACAAGUCCCGUGGGUUUAAAGGCUCAGCAAACUGAUGCUAGUAAAACAUCUAUACUUGGUGAGGUUCAGCAAAUAACUGCAGCUGAUGUCUUGGAUAUCUCAUUGGGUUUGCAAGAAAAAACAGAGAAAUUAUCAUUGAUCAUGGAUCAGCAACCAUGUGCAGAAGAGACAUUUAAAAAGGAAGAGACUUCAGCACAGAAUACGCAAUCUGAUUCCAUGCCAAAAAUGGAGUCCUUAGGACUAGUAGAACAAGUUCAUCCUUCAUCUAAUUCUAAAAUAAAUAACAAUACUUUGGUUAAUAUUUAUGCUGAUAUUGAUGAUUCCACCAAAAAUAAUGAAACAGAAGAAUCUUCUUUACAUGCAGAAGCAAAGAUAGCUCAUGAAACCCUUCCCACUUCUCAGAUCACUGGUCACUUAGGGAGCGAUAAUGACAAUAAUUCCGUAAAUUCUGAUGGUGGCUUUGAGCAUUUGCAGCACAAUGAAUUUAUCAUUUCACAAUCUGUACAAUCUCAAGUACUAGAUAGCCCCUUAACUGAUGAAAGCUAUAAAAAUGUGGUCCCUCAAUCCAGCAAAAAUAGUGUUUGUGUUAAGGAAUCUUUACACAAUGUCAACCUUUUUGGAAAACCAGAUAUCAGUGAUAUACCUGAUGCUGCAGAAGUUCCUAUUGCUGCUAAUAACAAUAUUUCAGAUGAUCACAACAAACAUCAUAAUAACGUGCCCCCUGAUACAGACACCAGUUUUAACUUCAGUGCAUCCUUUAGUGAUGACGGUUCUGAAACAACUCUUCUACAUGAUGAGAAAUGUAAAAGUCAUUUGAUAACUGAUUAUCAGACCAACAACAUUGGUUCUUUAUCUAAUUCAUCUCUAAAUGAAGAAAAUAUCAGAGAAGCUUUAGAUGUUGAUUCGAUAGAUGAGGGCCAUUUUCCUACUUUUGCAAUACCUUCCACCUCUUCGUCAUUUGCUAGUGCAUAUGUUGAUGAGCAAUGUAAGAGCUCUUUGCCUUCUUCCGACAGUGUUGAUUCGGGGCUUAUAUCACCAGCGUGUACACCAGAUGAAAAUAUUAUUUACAAUGAUAAUAAACUUGCUACACUUGAUGUCAAUGACCAAGGAAACAAUACAAUUGUUGAGCCAGAUAAAACAGUGUAUGAUUUCUGUAAUGUAGGAACUAUAGAUGUUAAAAAUACAAGUCAAGUGGACAACAUGUCUACAACAGAAGAAGUUAGUGGCCUAAGUGAAACAAAUACAAUACAGGGUACAAAUGUAGUAACUGUAAACAAUAUCUCACCUAGGUUGGAAAAUGAUACCACCACUGCAAAAACUGCUCCUACACUUAAAGAAAGAAUUGGAAAGCUUUCCUCUAAUCAGAUAUCACAACCUAAUUCAAAAGAUGUUUACAUUGCAAAAGUUUCAGUGAAAUCUAUAGAUGUUAAAGAGGUGAAAAUUGCUCCUUAUAAUUUCCAGUCCGAAAUCAUAACGAUCACAAAACUUCCAACUCCAACAUUCGAGCCAGAAUACAUACAAUUAUCAGUCCCGUCUCUUCCACCCAUGGAGGCAAAGAAUGAUCUCCAAGAAUUUCAGCAGGAACAAGAUAAUGAAAAAGUCACCACAAUAGAGAAAAGUUCCUUCAGACAUUUUAAACCUAAGUCUGAUAACUCCUCUAAAGUAGAACCAGACACUGAAGCUGUACAAAAUAUAUUGCCAGCACUAACAAAUAACUCACCUGAUGUGACCAUAGAAAAUAUAAAAAAUAACAAUUUUACUGCUCUCAUGAGAUCGAGUAAUGACAAUUUUAUGAAUAUGUCAUCUCUUACAGGGACACAUGAUAAUGACAUAGAUAAGAUAUUAUUGUCCACUUGUGUUUCUGAAUUGGAAACAAAAGAUGUAAAUCUACAAGGUUUAGAGCCAAAGGAAACAAACAUAUAUAGUGAUUUUUCAUUACAAGCUAAAGUAAAUUCCUCCAAUGAAAUGAAUGGAACUUCUCCAUCGUCACCAACAGAUUCUACAAUUCCUGAGAAGGAUACCAUGCAACUGGCAACAGAACAUUCAGCAUUGUAUGAUACCUUAUUACAGCAAAAAGCUAAUGAACUUAUUUGCACUGUUCUAAAUAAAGCUGUGGAGGAAAUGACCCCCAAUAAUUCUACAUUAAACACUAUAUCAACAACUGAGAAUGGAUGUUCACUACUUUCUCCAGUUUCAGAAGCAAAUGAUAUUAGUAAUUUGAAGAGUUCAGAACAUGGCAAAAAAAAUAAUGAAUGCCCCAAUGCUAUCAAUGACACAAGCUCUAAAGUUACAGAUAAUCAGAUGAAUGAUUUGUUGAGCGAACGUAAGCUUGAAAGUCAAAACCAAAUCCAUACAGAAAAAACUGAAGAUAACCACAUGCCGAGUACUAUUGCAGAACUGGGUUCUUGUGGUAAUGAUCAGGUAGAUCAUAUUCCGACCGGUUCUUUUAUAUCCCUGAGUAAUGAAAACUCAGACAUAGGGGCCAUAAUGUUAAAUUCAGCAAAUGUAGAGGGAAAUGCUGUUUUGGACAAUUCUAAUGUUAGUGUUGCAGUCAUUUCAAAUGAAGCACCUACAGAUCUAGAAAUAGAAAUACCAAUCACGCAGAGUAGUUCACUUGGUAUGCUAACAGAUCAUAGCAAUGAAGCUGAAAUAGGUAAAAUAUUCAUUUCUAACAAUUCUGAGCUGGAACAUGAAAACGAUGAAUCAAAUAUAAAUGAAUCUGACCUUCAUAGUGAAAGAAUUCCCAAAGAGCUUAGACUGUCAGAUGAUACAUUGCUUUCAUCCACAUCACAAAAUGACAGAACUAAUGUUGAUGAAAUUAACCACUCAACUAAUGAGCUAUUGACACAAACGUCUGAUGAAGCCACUAAAGUUGACCAAGCCAAGAAAGACACAAAUAGAAUUUCAUCCACAUCACAAGAUGAUAGAACUAAUGUUGACAAAAUUAACCACUUAACUAAUGAGCUACUGACACAAUCAUCUGAUGAAGCUCUAAAAGUUGAGCAAGCCACAAAUGAACUUUCAUCCAUAUCACAAAAUGAUAGAACUAAUGUUGACAAAAUUAACCACUUAACUAAUGAGCUACUGACACAAUCAUCUGUUGAAGCUCUAAAAGUUGACCAAGCAACAAAUGAACUUUCAUCCAUAUCACAAAAUAAUGAAAUGAAUCAGUCAGCUAAUGAACUAUUGACACAAAAACCCGAUGAACCCCCAAAAGUUUACCAAACCAAGGAAGACACAAAUGAACUUCAGAAUUGUGAAAAAGGAGACAGAUUUGUUGCAUCUGACAUUAUAGAAGUAAAUCACUCUUCUUGUGAUAAUAAUUCCCAACAUGCCACCAACAGUGGCCCUGCAGUAGUCAGCCAAGAAAAUGCCUUUGCAGAUGAAUUAUACCAAAAUGAUGAAAGAAUAUACCCAACAAGUAAUGAUCCUUUUGUUUCCAUGGCUAAUAAAAUCGUAAGUGAUACUAUCUUCUCUGCUAAACAAAAUGUAAUUUCUAGUAUGUUACAAACCAGUUUGAACAAGAACAUCGAUGGGAAAAUUCAGUCUGAAACCUCUAACACUGCUCAGGUGGGCGUGACUGGGACUGAUAAUAUAACUACUCAGAGCACACAAAAUUCAGAUCCAGUUAUAUCAUUAUGUGGAGUGGGGAAGGAAUAUAAUAUAACUUCUGAAUUGACCAACACCGAUGGUGAGCAGAACCAGUAUAUUUUAAAUGAGAGUAAAAAUACUUUUGAAGGCACUGUACAUGGCCGUGACAUAAUCACAGAAAUGGAAAAACCCACCGAUAGUCCACAUUUAGCAUGGUCUCUGGGCACAGAUGAAGAUUCUCACUCUUACGAAGGCUUGAAUAAUACAGGUAUACUUAAAAAUACUGAAGAUCCACAGACUACGGUGGUUAAUUAUUUAGGUCUUUCGGGUGAGGUAGAAGAGGAAGCAGUCAACAUGGGAACUACUGACUUCUUCAAUCCCUUCCAGUUUUCUAUACAUCAGGCUAACAUAAUUGAAAUUAGUGAAAAUGAUGAAGACCAAGAUAAUAAUGAAUGUUAUGUGUGUGACAGUGAAGAGUCUUCUGAUUCAUAUGUGGUUGUACAAGCUAGGCGGAGACGGUUUUAUCCUUUUUCUUUGUCUCCAAUAUAUGAAGAUGAGAGUUCUUCGGAGGAUAUUUUAUCCACAAGUGCAUCACCAAAGCACACUGAAGCAGAUCAGUCCGACUGCAAUUCAAUCUUAACACUUCUUCAGUCCGUGUCAGCUCGCCUAAAACAAACCAACGCAUUGGAUAAAGAAGAAGUGUUCCAUGAAGAAUGCCAUUCGUUGGCUGAUAAGAGUUCACAAAUUUUACAUGAGCAUUCAAAUAUGGAUGCAGCUGAGAAACUGGAAGACACGUCUAAAGCACAAGUUGUUGACCAACCAAUACUUCUGCCGCCACAAAUUCCAACACGCUCCAGUUUAUUCAUAACAAAAACAAUGCCAGAAAUUAAGUCUCUGACAGGUGCAGGGCGGCAGUCCAUUCUCAUGCAACUGACCAAGAAACCAUUUGUUUUAAAUUCAAAACCUAGUGGUGAAGCCUUGUCACCUACAGCCCCAGAGGAGUGUCCCGCUUUUCAAAAAAUAGAGAAUUCCAAUGUCAUAAAAUCAAAUUUUAGUACGGAGUCUGCUCCAAUUCAACCUUCUGUAUAUAAACCAGUAGAAGAAUCAAAUGAACUUAUGCAAAAAAACAAAGUGGAAACAAAUUCACACCUGGAAUCAACAAGUGUACACUUUCAUUCUAAUCUCAACAGUCAAAACUAUUCAAGUCCUCCAGAAACUAAAACCAUUAGUUGUCAAGAAAACGUAGACACUUUGGAACAAGAUGAUUUACCCAGCCUACCAAAUCUAAAAUCUAGUGUACCUCCAGCACUUGAGCACAAUUCUUCCUUACAGGAGGGAGUGGAUUCCAGUUUUCUAAACCCUGAUUUUAAGACAGAAGUUGUCUCAAAUCCUCUUUCUUCUACAUCACAAACAGCUUCAGAAUCGGUUCUGCCCAUCCAAAUACCUGAUAUGGAACACAAAUCACAACACACAAUGCUGCAAAACUAUUCAAGCCCAUCAGAAACUGGAGAAGGUGAUUUUCAGAAGUUAGGUUCUUCUCAACAAAAUACGCAAGCUCCUCUGAUGAGUGCUGUACAUGGAGACACCGUAAAGCACAACCCGAGGCCUGGAAAAGUGGUUAUCUCUGAUAUCCUCGACCACGAAAACAAGACUGAAGUAAAUGCCGACAUUAUCGACGCAUCCUCUUGGAUAUUCCCUAAUGGAGUAAACAUCCGAGUAAUUAGAGGAUGCUGGACUUUGUAUGAAAAACCCAAUUUUGAAGGACUCGCUCACGUACUGGAGGAAGGAGAAGCAGAGCUGACCUACCUUUGGGAAGUUCCACAAUCCACAUCUGAGCCAAAUACCAUUAAAAUAGGUUCCAUUAAGAGAAUUGUUAAGGACUACAUACCAGAGAUAAUACUCUUGCCGCAGUAUCCCAUAACUGGCUCAUCCAUUCAUCUGCUAACAGAGGUCCCGACCAUAGAAAGCCUGACCUAUCACAUGCAUCAUUCCUUGGUGGUGAAAUCAGGAGUUUGGCUGGCCUAUUCUCAGCCUCAGUUUAGUGGCUCCGUGACUGUUCUGGAAGAAGGGUCUGAAAUACCUAAAAUUCAGGAAUACGGUAUCAGAUCGGUCCGCCCUCUAAAAAUGGGAGGAUUAAAAGUGCAGAUGCCCAGUGACCCCAAGAUAAUCCUCUAUGGGCAGCCAUGUUUCCAAGGGUGGUCAAGAGAACUGACUGAGCAUAUUUACAGCAUCAAGUCCCUUCUUUCUGAUGGCGACGAGCAAGAAAUCGGAUCAGUUCGAGUCCUUGGGGGCAUAUGGGUCGGCUAUGAUAUGGAAAGGUUUAAAGGGCGGCAGUAUCUGCUGGAAGAAGGAGAGUAUCCGGACUGGCAGUCGUGGGGUGGAAUUAACAGUAGUCUGCAGUCCAUGAGAUAUCUCCAGGCUGACUUCAUGGAGGCAUCUGUUACUCUUUAUGAAUCAGAUAGAGAAGAUAUGAAGCAACUAGAGGCCAUCAAUCUGGGAAUUCCUGAUGUGGAACAGGCUGGCUACGGCCCAGAAACCCAGAGUAUUCAUGUGAAAAAGGGAAUGUGGGUUGCCUAUGAACAAAAGCAUUUCUGUGGCCAGCAGUAUAUUCUGGAGAAAGGCAGAUACAAGAGUUGUGCCGACUGGGGAGGACAUAAUAACACAAUCAUGUCAUUAAGACCAGUUCUGUUGGAGCCUUAUGGGAGCAAUGAUCCGAAACAUUUGAUAAAAGCGUACAGUGGCUUGAAUUUCCAGGGAGAGAGCGUGGAUCUCACACAGGAAGUGACGGAUUUUAAGGCAUUUACACCCAGUUCAUUUAAGGUUCUAAGGGGAUGCUGGCUCCUGUGUUACCAAGGGGACAUGUCUGACAACCUGUGUGUUUUGGAAGAGGGGCAUUUUCCAGACAUGGCAUCCUGUGGCUGCCCAGCGGCUGUGAUCAAGUUUAUCCAGCCAAUAGAUUAUGUGUUUGCUGAGCCCUCCAUCAGUCUGUUUGCCCUGGAUUCAUGUGAAGGGAGAGAACUGCACUUUGAGGAGGCUGUAAAUUCUGUUCUUAGUCGGGACCUUCACUUUUAUACCCAGUCAGUGUGGGUAAGAAGUGGGCUGUGGAUUGCUUAUGAAGAAGCCAAUUUCUUAGGAAGGCAAAUACUGCUGGAAGCUAAGAAAAUUCUCAACUGGGCAGAAUUCAGUGGCUGGAAAGCCAUCGGCUCUCUCCGACCUUUAAAACAGCCAGCCGUGUAUGUGAGGAUAAAGAAUCGGCACAAUAACAAAUACUUGACUGUUACUGGAAAACUGGCAGAUACCAGAGCCAUGUCUGUUUGCGUAUCUCCCAGGAACGGGCAAUACACUCAGAUCUGGCAUUUCUGCCGAGGCCUUAUGAAAUCCAAGGCUAGUGACUCCUGCCUGGAUGUCAUAGGAGGCAAAAAUAUUCCCGGUUCAAAAGUAUCCCUGUGGCAAGAGCAUGGAAAGCUCAGGCAGAAAUGGAGGAUCAACAAGGACGGGACAAUUACUUCUUGUUUAAGUGAUGAACUUGCUCUGGAUCUAAAAGGAGGUAAUUAUUACGAUCAGAAUCAUAUAGUGGUAAAUCACCUCCAGCCGAACCUUCCCAGCCAGAAAUGGGACGUGGAAAUAUUAUGAUCAGGAAGUGCCAAGGAGCUCGGACCUCUGAAUGUCUCCUGUGCGAAUGCUUCACGCUCAUAUGUACAAAACAAAGGGAAACUACUGAAGUCGUAUCUCACUGGAACGCCUUCCAAUACAGCGGCACUGGCCCGGGAAAGUGGAAAUUAUAAACUGGAGAUGAGCCUAUGCUGUGUUAAGCAAUGAGCGGUUAUGGAAAUACCACAAAGAAGUGCUUUCUACCUUAGAUAUCCCCUGUGCCUAUGCCGCUUACUGCUACGGAAAAGUCUGCGUUGGGACAAACCCUCUCAUUGGUUUCCUGGCUUCUUCCUGUCAGUAAUGACUUCUGUUCUUCCCAGUCUGGCGGCACAUAAAAGGAAAAUGCCAUAAGGCCACUACUUACACACACACUGUACAAACACUUAUAAGAGAAAGAUCUCUAUUGUACAUACAUAUCAUACAUAGGAAAUGUAUAUUUUUUACCUGUAUCAUACAUAUAUAUAUAUUUGCUUGUACAGGAUAUAAAAAAGAUUCUAUUUAUAAAUGUC
This is a messenger RNA of Xenopus tropicalis (tropical clawed frog), 10309 nucleotides long. It is a transcript of the gene crybg3, whose product is annotated as crystallin beta-gamma domain containing 3. The transcript has 22 exons. Gene Ontology annotation, molecular function: carbohydrate binding. The coding region runs from base 261 to 9782 and encodes 3173 amino acids. Lineage: Eukaryota; Metazoa; Chordata; Amphibia; Anura; Pipidae. The record is from RefSeq and is a predicted model, not a curated record.